GAGUCACGCGUGGCCUCGACGCCGAGCGCAACAGCGAAAGGGAAAGUGCAGCAGCGGCGCGUCAUGAUUAACGUCUCCUCCUUCUUCGUCUCCGUCUCCGUCUCCGAGCUCAUGAUCAGACUCAUCGUCGAGCAUCGAGCCGCCUGAACGAGCGCCUGAGUCGAGUCGCUGAGUGUGCUCGUGGGUAUCGACAGAUUGCUUCUAGCACCCAUCGGUGUUCCAGCUGCCACGGCACAGGUGCUCAAAGAGAGCAGCAGCAGCAGCAGCAGCAGCAGCGAGUGCCUCGCUCUCGGAGGUUUCCUUCUCUAGUUUGAAGCAACCAUGCCAAUGGAUUCCGAAUCGGCUGAUCCUCUGAAAGUCGCUGCGCUGUCUCUCGAUGAGCGCGACCCCGCCGAGGCUCAGGCGAAUGGGAAUGGAUAUCAUCCAGUCGGGAAUGGAGAUACCGCUACGGAUGCUGAUGAGGACAAAAACUGUGGAAAGAAGAAGAAGAAGAAGAAAAAAAGUAAAGGCAAAAGUAGUUCGGACAAACCUUUGCCAACACAGAAGAUUGUUGAUCAGUUCUUUCCCUGGACAGCGGUGAACAAGCAAGUUGUUGGUCGUUGCGCAAUUGCAUCCAGGGACAUAAAGGCAGGAGAGCUCGUCGUUGCGGAACACUGUUACGCGUUUAUUCCGCGCAGGCAUGAUCGCUCUGUAGUGUGCCAUUCUUGCUGCUGUGACAUAUCUCCUCCGGCACAAUCUUUUGAAUGCCCUGGUUGCCGAUAUGCAAUGUAUUGUAAGGAUUGCAAAGGACGAGCAAUGGAGGAACAUAAACAGUUCUGUCGAGUUUCCAAUCCAAUCAGUGGGAUUGCAAAAAUUGCUGAUUGUGACGAGGAUCUUCUACGCUUCGUUUUUGCUUUGGUACUCAAGGGACGCAGUCACAAAAAAAUGUCGAAACAAAUAUCUAAUGGCGUAGCUGUUGAUGGACUUUCCAACGAUGGUACUGUCCAAGACGGGAUAGUAUAUCCUUCCUAUGAGGAUUGCAUUUCUCUGAAGACGCAUAGUGAAAAAGCAACUCCUGCCUGGAAAGAAUCUGUGAGAAGGGGAUGCCAGCUGUUAUAUGAAGAAGCCGUGAAGUUGGGAGCUCAAUCUGUAGAUAAUUUGGAUAUAACUUUAGAUGACUUGGAAACUCUUGCUGCAUUGGUAAAUACAAACUCACAUGGUAUGGGGGCACAUGGAGCGGGAUUUCACAAUGCCGACGUAGCCGUGGGGAUCUUUCCCUUUGUAUCGAUGCUCAGUCAUUCAUGCAGACCGAAUUGUUGUUUUUCUUCGGAAGGCAAAGUUAUGUACGUGAGAGCAACCCAAGAUGUUCCAAAAGGCAGUGAGUUGUGCAUAUCAUACAUCAACCUGUAUGAACCAAGGAGUACAAGGAAGAUGCAACUUGCUGUCAGCAAACAUUUCCUUUGUCGCUGCCAACGCUGCUCCGAACCAUUUGUUCACUCUGUUGAUCGUUACCUGGAGGGCUGCAUGUGCACUGUACGCGGUUGUGGAGGCGUGGUAGUUAAAACCUCUUCCAUGAUUGAGCAAGAUCCAACAUCAGCUCCAGGGGAUUCCUUGACUCUUCACAACAGUUCUUCAUGGAAGUGUGACCAGUGCGGUCGACUUCUCGAUCCAAAAUUGUCGACAUAUCCGGUAGACCCGACCUCCUUGGGUGACCAUCCAUGGCAACUCGUCGCAAGUGCUGAGGCAGAGCUAGCUUCGGCCAUGAGUAUGUAUAGAGAGCGUCGCUUCAAAGAGUCUCGUGUACUGCUGGAACAAUACAUAUCGCAAUUCACUGGGAAAUUGCACCCGUUAAAUGUACUCCUGUUUGACGCCUUGACGCCGCUCAUGAAUUGCUGCCGUGCUUCGGGUGAUGCGGCGGAGGGAUCACGCAUCUGUCGCCUGAUUUUGAACUCUAUGGAGAAAGUUUUGCCCGGAGUUUCUCUGGAACAGGCGAAUUUCUAUUUCUGUUUGGGCGAGAUGUAUACUCAGAGGGCUGAAUCAGCUGGGACCAAUGUUAUGGCUAAGCAUUACAAGAAGCUGGCACAGGAGACCUUUCAACAAGUAAGAAGAAUACGGGAGAUAUGUUUGGGGAAGCCUUCUCUUCCGUCAUCAUAGAAAGACGGUAUUUUAUAUCCGGAAAGGUUACAGUGGCAGCCUUUGUGGUUGGUGGAGUAUCAAUAUCUGGAUCAAGUUUCAUGACCGGCCCCUAGUCUUCCUAGGGCCCUAGAUUAAAGGUUUUCAAAUUUCUCGGAUUCUCUUUAUGCGGUGUCGAUUACAUAAAGAUGCAUCACAUUGAAGCAGCUUUUGUGUGUGAUCAUACGGUCUUGUGUGAGUAGUGAACUGCUCUAGCUUGUACUCUUUGGCAUUGCAUUCAUUCGUGACACGUUCUACUUUACGAUCUCUGACACUUUCCUUCAGCAGUUUUUGUACAAGGAGAACAUUUGGGCAGACGGAUUCAACCCUUUAUUUCCCCGCCUAUUAUUGCAAUUGUCCUUUGCUCACAAGUUCCGUGAUGGUGUGUUCCCGCAUACAUCGCACUCGUCGUCGGGCACCAUUGAGUUGAAAGCCAGAUUUACAAACAAUCUCAGAAGCUAUAAAGAUGUUUCGGCCAUCCUGUGACUACAGACUCAACAGAGUGCUAUAACCAGAAUUGGAUGUAAUUGUGUCCCACGUCUUUUCAACAGCCACCGGU
This is a messenger RNA of Marchantia polymorpha subsp. ruderalis, 2710 nucleotides long. NCBI's taxonomy places the organism in Eukaryota, Viridiplantae, Streptophyta, Marchantiopsida, Marchantiales, Marchantiaceae. The record is from the annotation of a GenBank genome assembly.